GACGAAGUUGGAGGUUCAAACUUCUCAAAAAAAGUACGGAACUUUUCUAUCAAGUUUAAAUUUUUAAUUUUCAUAAUUAUUUCUAAUUCGAUUUAAUCUCUUUCAUCAAGAUCAAGCGAAGCGCUGGCUGUGAGUACCGUACUGUUGGUAUAAAUCAAGAAUAAGUUAUUAAAUUUUAAUUUUCUACGAAUUCGACACCUAUUCUACACUUAUUAAGCUUUCGUCUUGGAAUGAGACUAUAGAACCCACUGCUCAAAGAAGGGAAUACUGUCAUGAUGGCUACUCGUUGGGGAAUAAUAUCUGCUGGUAAAAUCGCCAGUGAUUUUGUUACCGCCAUGAAGAGUCUUCCUUCAGAAGAUCACACUAUUAUUGGUGUUGCUGCCCGUGACAAAGGAAGAGCAGAACAGUUUGCAAAACAGCACAAAAUACCUCUCGCUUUUGGAUCUUACCAAGAACUCCUUGAUAAUUCUGACAUAGAGGUUGUGUACAUUGGAGUUUUGCAUCCAUAUCAUUUUGAAGUAGCUAAAAUGAGUCUGGAACACGGCAAAUCUGUUUUGUGUGAAAAACCGCUUUGUAUGAACUUGAAAGAAACCAAACUACUUGUAGAGGUAGCCAAGAAGAAAAAGCUGUUUCUGAUGGAGGCUGUAUGGAGUAGAUGUUUGCCAGCUUAUGGAUAUUUGAGACAGUUACUUCUCGACAAAUCAAUAGGGGAUCCCCUCUUUCUGGACGUCUCAUUUGGAGCCAAGAUCGAUGUUGACAGAAUAUGGAAGAAGGAGCUCGGUGGAGGCACAGUGCUAGAUCUAGGCAUAUACACACUUCAGAUGGCAAUGCUAGUGUUUGGAGGUCAGCCGUCGUCUGUUGUUGCGGCAGGUCAUCUCAACACGGAAGGGGUGGAUGUAGACUCUGUCACUGUGUUGACUUACCCCGCCGGAGGAACAGCUGUUUGCUCCACCCACAGCAAAGUGCAACUACCUAACACUGCUCACAUUGUGGGGACCAAAGGAACCAUCACUAUCCACUCACCCUUCUGGUCGGCAACCAAGAUCAUGUUUUCUCCACAGAAGGGGAAAACAGAAGAAAAGGAAUUUUCUCUGCCAGAAAGUAAAGGCUCGUUCAAUUUUGUCAACAGCGUUGGUCUUAGUUACGAAGCAGCAGAGGUGCGAAGAUGUCUCAGAGAAGGACUAAAGGAGAGCCCAUUGGUAACCCAUGAAGACAGUCUUACACUAGCAAGACUUGAAGAUGAAGUGAGAAGACAGUUAAAAGUAUUCUAUCCUCAAGAUGACUGAUAAGAUAAAAUAUUCGUAGAGUUUUUGGAAGGCUUUUAGUUUUAACAAUUAACUUCGUAAGAAGUUCAUGGAUCUAAAAUAAAUUUAAUUUGUGGCUGAACAUCAAAGGUACAUUACAAAAUUUUUGUUAACAAUACAAAAAAGACACCGAUUAGUAAUAAUUUUGUUAAGUACAGGGUGUUUAAAAAAUUACUUUACAACUUUUAAAAUUCAUAUAAAAUAAAUUAAACAAGGUACAGAGCUGGUUUUGGUGUUGUUUUAAAGGGAGGGAAACACAUCAAGUUUUGACCCCCGUAAUUCACCAGUGCCUAAUAAUGCCGCAUAAGCCACACAAGCGCUAGCGGCAGUUACGUUGAAAAUGGAUGUGUUAACUGAACCAGAGUGUGCUAGCUGUGUGUUUUGGUUUGAAGAAUCGAAGUUGACGACAACAGUUAAGCGUAAUUUUCUGACCAAAUAGGUUAAAGAUCCUCCUUGGGGCAGUGAAAAUCGAAAUGAAACAUUGCAGCAUGUUUGUGAUAGCCCUGAAAUGAAAGUUUUUUGUGCGUUGAGCAAGUGGGAAAUGUACGCCCCUCUUUUCCAAGAGAGAACCAUCAGCGGGAUAGUGUACCUUGAUACGAUGCAACAAUUUUUGAUGUCAAAGAUCAAUGAUGACGACCGAGAACAAAAUGUUUACUUCAUGCAAGACGGCGCACCACCACACUAUCUGACACGUCCGGGAUUUUCUCAAUGACCACUUUCCAGAUCAAUGGAUUGGCCAUGAUGCGCCAAUUGCAUGCCCCUCCCCCCCCCCGUUCCCCUGACCUGACACGGCUAGAUUUUUAUCUUCUUGGGUUUCAUGAAAGACAAGGUGUAUGUACCUCCUUUGACGGCCACUCUACCUGAAGUUAGAGCAAGAAUUAACGCUGCCGCUGAGUGUGAAUUAACACCUCAAAUGCUAGUGCGGGUCUGGGAAAAAAUCUACUACCAAUGGGAUGUCUGCAGGAUAACCAAACAGAAUCCACCUAUAAAAUCUUGAAGUGUUUUCCUUUAAAACAACACCAAAACCAGCUCUGUACCUUGUUUCAUUAAAUUUAUAUGAGUUUUCAAAUUUGUAAAGUCCAUUUUUAAACUUUUCAUUAAUAAAUAAGAACAAGAAGCCAAGUUUCUUAACAAAAAUGUUUUAACAGGAACUGUCAGUAAAGAACUAAGUUUUCCAUUGUUUAUGUAUUGUUAAUUAGUUUAAGUAUGAAAAUUAUUGUUCUAGUGAUUGUUGAAAAUAAAUUUAUAUUCUUGUCAA
Molecule: messenger RNA, 2562 nt
Organism: Macrosteles quadrilineatus (aster leafhopper)
Lineage: Eukaryota; Metazoa; Arthropoda; Insecta; Hemiptera; Cicadellidae
Product: trans-1,2-dihydrobenzene-1,2-diol dehydrogenase-like
Exons: 8
Coding region: 273-1286 (337 amino acids)
Molecular function (GO): nucleotide binding
Source: RefSeq, a predicted model, not a curated record